AAUAAGGAGAGUAAGAAUAAAAAUAAAAGCAAUCAAUGUAUUAUCCUUAGUUCAGAACAAAACAAGGACUUGAGAAUGGAAUCUUCCUCUGGAGGUUAUACACUUUCCUUGGGAUUGAGAAUAUAUUUCCUUCUGUACCUUUCCCCCUCCCUGACAUACAUGAUGCAGAUUUUAGGCCAGGAUGGUUUGCCUUGGGUUCAGACUAGAUUCACGACAAUAAGGUUCUUUGGGGUGAUGUUGGACAGGUGGGUUGAAUGUUCAGUUUCACCUGGCUGUGUUCAUCCCAGCACUGUGGCGAUGACGACUGCCAAUGCCCAUGGGCACCGACGAUACCACCAAACCCUCCAUCUAUAUAUAAGACUCGGACUAUGGCAUUUUCCUUCCUUGCCUAGUGAGAGCAUUGCCCCUGAUAAAGCCGGAGUCCUGGCUUCCCUUAUUACUUAUUAAAUACAUGGCCUGGCUAUGGAUGCUAGGGAAUUUGGCUUACAGGUGAACAUCGCUAUGUGAUAUUGGCCGUAUUCCUAAAUCUAAGAUCCAAAUAACCAUGUCAGAUAGAUAUUCACCUCAAAAACUCACUCCAGUCCAUAGGUUGCUCUGUAGAAACUGGCGAUACAAUAUUCUACUUCAUAUAAAGAACUGAAGUCUUCUUGUGAUGGCGCUUAGUGAUGUGAGAGGCUGUGGGAAUCCAAUGGCUGGACCACACAGAACCUUUUUUGAACAGAUUUCUGGGCUCCCCUUGGGGCUUCUGAGCAGGUAGAUAUGUGGCAGGCCUCCACGUCUAAGUGUUUAACAUGCUCCCAGUUCAUUCUGAUGCGCAACUAAGUUUGGGACCCACUGGCCAAGAGUCAGAGCCAUCUAAGAGGGCAAACCUCCCAAAUUAUGUUGUUUGCUCUUCAACCAGCUGUUAUUUCAAAACUAUUCAGUUAGCCAGUAUGUUUGAGCACCGCACAUGGACAUACCGCCUAAACAGAGCCCUUCUGUUAUGGAGCAUGUAAUCUUAUAUUAAACAAAUAUUUCAGACCCAUCCUAAUCACAGAUCCUCCACAUGGGAAAUAUAAUGAAAGGCAAUUCAGCCCAACCUCCCAAAUUAAAUAAUUUAUUUUUUUCACUAUAGAAUCCUGUCAGAGAGUCACCUACUCUAGCUCGAAUGCAUGCACAGCUGGUGUCCUCUGUAGAUGAGCCCAUAUUAACACUGGGCACAGUCCUCAAAUACCCUGACCUUUGGAGAGCACUUUAGCGACCUAGUGGGCGAGUGGGAGUUAACACUUAGUUGGUUAUGACUUAUAACCAACUUAUAAUUACUGUCUACUUUAUUGGUAAACUGGAAUAUCUUCCUGCCCCACCACCCAAGCUUAAAGCCAGCAUCUACCUUUAUGCCAACCUCAGCUGUCCCUACAUGUGGCAUUUUUCCACCCAGUUUACUCUGUGAGAAGCAGAAGGAGCUGGGCAAAUUGACAAUGGGAGUGUUUCAAAAGGUUGGUGUAUAUUUCUGAACAAAACGUACACUUAUUUUUAGGGGUUUUAAAAAUAAUGUGUCAUAGUUUCUGUACUCUUCUUAGGGACAGUGUCAGUGAAGGAAAAAAACGAUGGCUUUUGACAGUGUGACGUUUAGUGGGGCUGUUUUUUUGAGGCUAAGAUAUUAACACGAAGUUUGCCAGCGGCCAAGUGGAGGGUCUAUGUGUCAUCUCUCAGUAAAAGCAGAAGUGCCCAGAAUUAACCAAGCAGCUUUACUGUCUACCUAUUGAUAUGACAAAUGAAUCCCAGGGUAAAGUGUUAGAACUUUCUCCUAAGUUUACUCAUUCCCCUUUUUGGUUAAUAACCUAGGCUGGGAAGUUGACAAAUUUAGAAGCAUGUAUGUUAUUUUUGAUCGGAGGGGAGGGGGGAGGUAUUACGACAAAAAAGUUACUUGAACUGUUUGCAUUACUGAUCAAUUGAUGUUUACGUUUAUUCAUUUCACGUGAUUAUUUUGUUGAUUAGCUCCGAGAGUUUAAGAUUUAUUAUAAAAAAAGGUCUUUCCUUUUUUUUUUUAGGCUUCUAAUUUUUAUUUUUGAGAAGUAAAGGCUGUAGAAUUGAUCAAUCUGAAUAACCCUAAAACUGCAUGAGGAAGAGAUGUCCUUAAAACCACACGGCAUGACUCUCUGUAGGCAAUGUUAGAAGAUUUUGGCAUUCAUUGUUGAAUUCCGUGCACACGUUUUAUUUUCUUUUCUUCUUAAUUUGCAUGUCAAGAAAGUGGUUCCCUUUUUUUUUUUUCUUUCCUCGUUAUUUCAUUUUAUUCUCUGUGAAGACACCGUAGAUUUAUUUUGAUCUCGUUUUCUUUCCAUUCGAUUUAUUUUCUUCUGUAGUGACAUUUAGAAAGGUAUCUUGGGUAUCAUUCUUUGAAUUCUCCAGGGGUUACAGCUAACUGGUGACAGAAAAAAAUAAAAAUAUCUCGUUCACAUUUGUUGCUUACUGAUUGCACAUCUCAGUACUCUUAUAAUUUCUCUAAUUUGCAUGUUACAGAACGGAAGCCAGGACAAGACAUAGAAAUUAAAGCGAGAGAACGUUACGCAGUGGUCGUUGACUGAAAUAAUAAUCUGCAUGUUGUUUUCCCUUCUCCCUCCUGCAUGCAGGGAUUUGGUUUCGUAACUUUCGAAAAUAGUGCCGAUGCGGACAGGGCGAGGGAGAAAUUACACGGCACCGUGGUAGAGGGCCGUAAAAUCGAGGUAAAUAAUGCCACAGCUCGUGUAAUGACAAAUAAAAAGACCGUCAACCCUUAUACAAAUGGCUGGAAAUUGAAUCCAGUUGUGGGUGCAGUCUACAGUCCCGAAUUCUAUGCAGGCACGGUGCUGCUGUGCCAGGCAAACCAGGAGGGAUCUUCCAUGUACAGUGCCCCCAGUUCACUUGUAUAUACUUCCGCAAUGCCCGGCUUUCCGUAUCCAGCUGCCACCGCCGCGGCCGCCUACCGAGGGGCGCACCUGCGAGGCCGCGGCCGCACCGUCUACAACACCUUCCGGGCCGCGGCGCCCCCGCCUCCCAUCCCUGCCUACGGCGGUUACGGACGAGUUUAUGCUGCCGACCCCUACCACCACACACUUGCUCCAGCCCCCACCUACGGCGUUGGUGCCAUGGCUAGUAUAUACCGAGGGGGAUACAACCGUUUUGCUCCAUACUAA
Messenger RNA from Miniopterus natalensis, 3152 nucleotides. NCBI's taxonomy places the organism in Eukaryota, Metazoa, Chordata, Mammalia, Chiroptera, Miniopteridae. The record is from RefSeq and is a predicted model, not a curated record.